Messenger RNA from Truncatella angustata, 544 nucleotides. RefSeq lists its product as uncharacterized. Lineage: Eukaryota; Fungi; Ascomycota; Sordariomycetes; Amphisphaeriales; Sporocadaceae. The coding region runs from base 63 to 302 and encodes 79 amino acids. The transcript has 4 exons. The record is from RefSeq and is a predicted model, not a curated record.
AGCUUCCGUUGAGCUUCGAUCGCAAAACUUCAGUCGCUCUCCCAAUCCGCAGAGGCAAUAAGAUGGCAUCGCAAGGUGAUGAUGGGAAGGAUCCUUGGGACAAGGAGACCAAGAGAAAGUUUGAAAGCAAAUCCAAAAGCGAGUAUUUCGAUCCAUGUCAAGAAGCUGCCGAACGAAGCAUACGAUGCCUGAAACGAAACGGAGGCGACCGACAAAUGUGUACAGACUAUUUUGAGGCAUAUCGUGCUUGUAAGAAAGAAUGGAUAAAUAGGCGCAAAAAGGAAGGGGGCUUCUUCUUCUAGCCAGGCAGCGCUCAGCUGUUUGGGGUUGUGUCCAUGAGAUUACAGCCGUGUAACAUUAUGGCUAACCUGUUGAGGUUGGAGAUAUCCAUGUGUAGAAGCAUUGUUCGAUGCAAGAAUCAAGUGUACUAUCACUGUAAGAUUUCGAAAAGCAGAGGAAGAUAUUUGUGCAAUUCAGCGCUAUGGAGCCCAUACGCACGCUAAACUCCUCUUUCCCAUAAUAAUAACAGCAAAACAGUCGAAGA